AUGAAAAAGUCAACUCUCGCUUAUGUGAUUGAUCAAUGGUCGGUGGUGCCCCCAGUAGAGACAGCAAACCUGUCUGGGAAAACAGUUCUCGUCGUCGGCGCCAAUGUAGGCAUUGGACUCGAGGCAUCAAAACACUUCGCCCGUAUGCGACCAGCGCGGUUGAUAAUUGCCUGUCGCAACGAGGCCAAGGGGAAGGUCGCUUUGGUUGAAAUCGAGUGGGAGACCGGAUACAAUGGAUGCGAGCUCUGGAUAGUCGACCUUGCCAACUUUGCAUCAGUGACCGCAUUUGCUGAUAAAUUCGAGAAGGAGGGCGGCGAUUUGCAUAUCCUGGUUAUGAACGCAGGGAUCGCGCAGCCCGAUUACCAACUCACCACUGAUGGCUGGGAGUCUGUACUACAAGUCAAUCAUCUUGCAACGUCAUUACUUUCGUUGCUCCUCAUUCCACGACUAAUUGCUGCGGGGAAAAAGUCUUCAACACCUUCACGAAUAGUAAUUGUGUCCAGUGAAUUCCACUACUGGAUCACGCCCGCGAAAGAGGUCCAGGCCUCCUCGAAACCACUUAAAACGUUGAGCAGCCAAGAGUGGUGUAUCCCCGAGCACAUGAAAUCCCGGUAUCAUGAGUCAAAGCUGUUGAAUGUCUUCUUCGUUCGCGCCUUAACGGACAGGCUGCAAUCCAUCACACCACUCAGUGUCGUAGCCGUGAACCCAGGAUUUUGUCAUUCACAACUACUGCGCGUCUGGUUCGAGACAACAACCUUUUCAUUUUCCACAAUAGUGCUCGCCAUUAAGAAGCGUCUCUUGGCUUGGACGGCCGAACAAGGCAGCCGUCAGCUUAUAUUUGCUGCAGUGGGCGGACGAGACAAUGAAGAGAAUAUGAAAGGCGGGUACGUGAGCCUUGGUCGCAUCGUCGAAGUUGCCGAUUUCGUGCUGAGCGACGAGGGCCAUAAAAUGCAAGACACUAUUUGGAAUGAGACGAUAGAUAUUCUGAACCGAGUUUCCGACAAGAUUGCUCCAAUAGUCCAGGAUUAUCUAGUAGUACCAUAAACUGAAAUGUACACGGGUGUAAGUGUACGGAAUAGUAGUGCUUGCCUUUUGCUACAUUGUCGAGACUUGUAAUUUUAUCUC
Suillus discolor is the source of this 1125-nucleotide messenger RNA. RefSeq lists its product as uncharacterized. The transcript has 6 exons. Lineage: Eukaryota; Fungi; Basidiomycota; Agaricomycetes; Boletales; Suillaceae. The record is from RefSeq and is a predicted model, not a curated record. Bases 1 to 1044 code for a protein of 347 amino acids.